AUGUCGUCUCUCUCUCGGGCCUUCACCACCCGUCGGGUGAAGAACAGCAUCGACCUUUCCGACGCCGCACGGGGGAAGGAGCGCAGCACCGUUCUGCAGCGAAGCAAGACUACCAAGGGCCAGCCCGUCGUCAGGCACAAGAUCUCUGCGCCCAUGGAGCUCGUUCAUACUACCAACAUGCUGUCAUACAACGCCCCCGAUAUUCUACCCCGAACCGGAACCGAUACCUCCAGCAACUCGUCGAGGAAGUCGUCAGAUGAGGACUCGGAAAGCGCCAAGUCGGCCGCCUCUUCUCCCCCGACCAGCCCCGAUGUUGCGCCUCACGAACUGUCCAAGGAGCCGAACCACCUGUCCUGCUAUUUCGUCGCGCCAGGUUCAGCCAUCAACUCAUCCACCAUCCCCGACGUUCCUGUCCUUCCCACCAUUCCCAAGCGUGCGCCCACGCACACGAAGCAGGCUUCAUAUGACGCCGUCGCCCGCCAGCGUUCCCUCUCGCAAAUGUCCAAGGCCUCAGACAAGACGGUUUCCUCCAAGGCCAGCAUGACAUUCUCCUCAAGGGCCUCGUCUGGCUCUAGCGCAGCCUCCACAAUGUCUCACCACUCAGUCGCACCCGCGCUCAAGACCCCCGUACCGCCAAUGCCUACGCCUGCAUUCCAGCACCAGCCGAGACAAGAGAAGGUUGCCGAAUCGCACCCCUUCGGCCGCGAACUGGCCCAGGUCACAGAGAUCGCCGAGGAGUUUGGCAUCAAGGACGAUGUCAUGUAUGAAGAGGAGCGCGCUCUCAAGGCCGAGGGCCUCUGCAAGUUCGCCGCAGAGGACUACCUGUCCGAAGUCCAAAGCCUCGUCACCAGCUUUUUCACCGACAGCCACACAGCCCAACGCUCGAUGGCUGCCGCAUGGAUCUGA
Colletotrichum spaethianum is the source of this 906-nucleotide messenger RNA. RefSeq lists its product as uncharacterized. Bases 1 to 906 code for a protein of 301 amino acids. The record is from RefSeq and is a predicted model, not a curated record. Lineage: Eukaryota; Fungi; Ascomycota; Sordariomycetes; Glomerellales; Glomerellaceae. The transcript has a single exon.